Molecule: messenger RNA, 516 nt
Organism: Solanum tuberosum (potato)
Lineage: Eukaryota; Viridiplantae; Streptophyta; Magnoliopsida; Solanales; Solanaceae
Exons: 1
Coding region: 1-516 (171 amino acids)
Source: RefSeq, a predicted model, not a curated record
AUGGAGGUAGCGGAAUUAGUGUGGAACUCUGUAUCACUGCCAAGACAGAGGUUUAUUAUGUGGCUAGCAAUGCAAAAUAAAUUGCUUACAAAGGACAGACUGUUGAGUAUGAACAUUCAGGUAGAUGACAUGAACUGUUGCCUGUGUCAAGCUGCAGUGUUAGUAGAGACAAACACACACUUAUUUGUGGAAUGUGAGUAUGCUGUCAAAGUGAGAGAUGCAUUAGUACAAUGGUCAAAAAUUUCAGUACUGGCAAGAGAUUUGAAGAUUACACUGGAGCUGAUCAAAUUGAAACAUUGGAGGAGGUUUAAAAAACAAGUGAUAGCUGCUGUUUUGGGAGCAAUGGUAUAUCACAUAUGGAAAGCAAGAAAUUGGAAACAGUUCAAGAAAGUACAGAUACAACAUACAGAGAUAGUGAGUACAAUCAUCCGUGAAAUUGUGGAGAGGAUAGAGAUGUAUAAGUAUACAAAGAAAGCAAAUAGAUGUAGAAAUUUUUGGCAAAAGUUAUGUAAUUAG